Messenger RNA from Mesocestoides corti, 915 nucleotides. The record is from the annotation of a GenBank genome assembly. Lineage: Eukaryota; Metazoa; Platyhelminthes; Cestoda; Cyclophyllidea; Mesocestoididae.
AUGACAAAGGAUAAAAAGGAAACAAUGGAGAAAAAGAAACGGGAUAAAAAGUCGAAUAAGGAAAAAUCUGGUAAGAAGAAAGACAUUUCAGCAGACGCUGCACCAACAACAGGGGAAUGCAUUCUACUAAAGAAGAUAAGGGAUAAGAAAAGGAAGGAGUAUUCUGAAGAGGAAGUCAAGAAAAUUUACAACUCAACGGCGCAAUCUCAGGCGGAUGUGUCUGCAUACGAGGCAUUCAUUUAUCCAAACAAGGUAAAAUUUAAGCCGCUUAGCAAGGCAAAGAAAUUAAAAUCGAUUUACUACACGAAUAUUGCCCAAAUGGUUCCAACUCCUGAAAACAAGUGUUCCUUUCUUCUAUAUGUACCCAAGUCCAAAAAAGUCAAACAAUUUACCGGUCUCUUCACUUGGCGUGAUCCCCAAAUUUGCAACAUUUUUCAGAAAGCUGUUUUUGAAGUUAAUCCAGAGGCUUUUAAGUGCACGGAUCGCGUCAGCAACAACGCAGAACCCAAAAUUCAAAAGACACAUCCCUCGGAUAACCGUCAAAUCAGCAGAGGAAGCCCGUCAGAGGACGAACCCUGGAGGAAUCCGCAGUUUCACAGUUCUCGCUUUUCCUCAUUAUCCACAACAAAGGAAUCAGGUUUGAAUGGCGUGAAAACGAUGAAGGGAAUGUCAGUAACUUACACUCACUACUGUCCAAGGCGGUGUUACUACCAGGAUGGUGAGACAAAGUUCAACUUUCACUUGGAAACAUCCUCAACAUCUGCUUGCUCAAGUGACAGUUAUGAUGAUAAGGAUUCUGACGGUCCCGACUUCAUCUGUCGUGAUAAGUCCUCUGUUUUCUAUGGGGAAAGGAUGUCACCCAGAUCACAGUAUAUAGACCGAGUGGUGAGGGAAACAAUGCAAGUGAUGAACUAG